This is a messenger RNA of Echinostoma caproni, 744 nucleotides long. Lineage: Eukaryota; Metazoa; Platyhelminthes; Trematoda; Plagiorchiida; Echinostomatidae. The record is from the annotation of a GenBank genome assembly.
GACACCAGUCCAACACCAUCGGUCGAUCCCGGCGGUUCCCUAUUAUCACCUUUGAGCCGAUCACAAAGCUGGGGUAAAGUACGCUCACCAUCGCCUGCAUGUGGUCUCCGUUCGGACCCGCUAGUUACUCUUUCCACGCUGUCCUCGGCUCCGCUCACAGAAGAUGAGAUUUGGAUUCCGGUUGAUCGUACUUCAUUACCUGUACUUGCCGGGGAUGUUUGCGUCAAAGUCAUCGUGCGUCACCAUAUGCUGACGAAAGGACUUGUUCGUGUGAAGCCGAAUUUUGAGGCGACCACAUUACCCAGUCCAAACAGUUACGUUCCUGCGGGUGCUCCUAGCGUUUUGGAUAGCCGCUCUGUCCGAACCCACUCGUCCAAGGACGGCUCGCGUCAAUCAGGCAACCACACGGCGAAUUCCUCUACCUCCUCCUCCCCUCGUACAGUCCCACGCGUGAACACUGCCUCACCCAAAACUUCCAAGGAUUCAUCCAAUGUGGUGGAUGCAUGGGCCCUGCGCGCACGCGUUCAAAACCCGACCAAAAGGCCCGAUCAUUUAGAAGUUCCAAAUGCGCGAACCGUCAACCACAGUGUGUCUGACAACCAUCCUCGUACGUUGGACAAGGCACAACCGACAUCCAAAUCCUCUGUUUCAUUGUCCUCUACGGGUAAUCCGACACAAUCAGCCCCUCCAGUUAAAUUUGCUAUGUUGGCGUUCCUCUACCUGGAGGCUCACUUAUGUGGUUGA